Suillus subalutaceus is the source of this 1158-nucleotide messenger RNA. RefSeq lists its product as uncharacterized. The record is from RefSeq and is a predicted model, not a curated record. Bases 185 to 1042 code for a protein of 285 amino acids. NCBI's taxonomy places the organism in Eukaryota, Fungi, Basidiomycota, Agaricomycetes, Boletales, Suillaceae. The transcript has 15 exons.
CCAUAGAUAUCAGACAGGGUUAUGCUAGUGGUAGCCCUUUCUCUUUUGCUUAUCCUCCCUUCAUAUCUUCUGGUUCCAGCUACCCUUCUCGCUCCUCUCCGAGACAAACCAACAGUCAAGUGGCCAGCGGCGGUUUACAGAGUCUCAUUGCACAGACUACGUAGCACCCAGAUACAGCAGGUGAAUGGUGAACUGGACGGAUCCCGAAGUCGUCUCGCAAUGCGGCAUUAUUGUAGAACACAUUAAUUUUCUGUGCCUCGGUCUGUACACGUGGGAGUACUCAAGAUCAUGGCAAGUUGAACUUGCUCUGAUUUGCAGACGCAUACAGCUCCGAUGGCCUCUACUGCCGUAUAUCACUGGUCGUCUUCUUCUGCUGACGUCCAUGAUUAUGAUUUGCUGGCUCAGCAGUCCGACCCCACAGAGCGUGGAUUGCCACAGCGCUUUUUUGGCCUUUGUUUUUGCAGGAAAUGCAUCCAUUGGUUGCUCUUCUUUGAACCUAAUGGUACGGCCAUUCGUAAUCUGGAGAGCGUUCAAAUACAUCCGUAUAUUUCUGGUAUUAGCCACGGUUGGCCAUUGGAUCAUGCUGCUACGGGUAAUGGUCGAUUUCUCCGUCAUGGAAGUGGACGGUAGCUGUGGCUUCAUGGUCAUUGACCAUACUUAUAUGACCAGUAUAUUUGUCUACACGAUGUGUUAUGAUAUCCUGGCGCUUGCUUUGACUAUAAUCGGCCUUCGGAAUACGCCAUCGUCUAGUGCAAUGUGGAAAAUAUUGCGCAAACAGGGGAUAGCAUACGUCUUGGUCACAUGCUUCGUAAAUAUCAUACCAUCUGUCGUGGCUUCGUUGAAUCUGAAUGCUGCCAUGAACGUUGUAUUUGCAAUGCCGGCAUCUGUCGUCAGCACUAUCGCAUCGAGUCGAAUAGUUGUUGCCUUCCUGGACGCACAGUCGAGCGCCUCCACGGAAGAGACAAGUAGUCGAGGUGUGCCACUUACCACCAUGCUGACACUGCCCACUUCAUCCCAUAUGGAUGCCCAAGACUCUGUAUGAUGUUUGGGACAAAAUCGAUCCGUCAGCCCCUGAUGACAAACUUGGGGGAGCGUAUUUGGAUUCCUUGACAACGAUAUAGUAUGGCCUUCACAGAGCUAGCCACGCACACACCGGGU